AGUGCCUUGUCGACGGCCGUGCUACACACCGCUCACGAAUACGUCCAACGCGCUCAAAUGGCCAAAAACUUCCGCAAGUUGCUCCAUUUUCCAGAGCUGACGCGAUCUAUAAUAAGACCACAUAAUAUUACAUAUGAGGGUGUAGUCAGUUUCAGGCAAAUCAGCCGUGAUAUUUUAUCUGCAACAACAAUGUGAAUUUCGAUGACGAAAGAACGUCAGAUCAGAUGUACUCCAAGAUUAUGUAAUAUUUCCCUGAACAUUCCAGUCCGGCACGCGCUGUCUAGAUCGCCGAUUGGACAACAACAAAAUGUGAGUUAACUUCAUAUUAAAAUUAACAUCACGAUUGUACAAGUUAGCUACUGAUUGUUGGGACGAUAGCGCAUAUCACGUAAUUUUAAUUUUCCACUUAUGUACGUUCCAGAAGAUUUAUUCUUUGUCAUAAGUAUAAGCGUAGAAGUUAAAAAUUAAAUAAGCCAAAUAAAUAAAACCCAACUAUUAUUGAAAUCAAUAUAGUUCAUGUACCUACUGGCUGGUAUAGGCGGAAAAAUUCAACAGAUUAUAGAAAAAAUAAUAAUGUAUCUAAUAAUCUAUCUAAUAACGAUACCUUACAACUUACUGAACCUCUACCAAAGUAGUGGUUUUCCAUAAUAAUCGCAACCUUGGCAUUACAUCGAUUAAAAUAUCAGAAGUCUCAUAGUACUUUUGAGCCCUUCACAAGUCCACUGCUGAACAUAGGCCUCCCCCAAGGAAUGCCAGAAAGCACGGCCCUGAACCUUCUGCAUCCAUCGACUUCCUGCAUGUCUUACCAGGUCGUCACUCCAUCUAGUGGGGGUCGCCCUACACUUCGCCUACCGUUACGAGGCUGCCACUUGGCAUAUUACGAGCUCGUAAAUUUCACUGUACGCGAGGGUACAGAAAAUGGUUACAAAAGUGUUCGAAGUUGAAGGAAAACAUCUUGAGGAAACUUGCAUGCCUGAGAAAUUUUAAAAUAUAUUUCAAAGACAUGAAGUGCGCCAACACCCAAUAGCUGAGUACCCACCUAUCGCACAGGCUCGCGCGGCAUCCUCGGAAUGCUGCCUCAGUAGUAUUGUCCGGAACUCGAGGCAUGCCUUGCGAGGCAGACCGAGCCAUCAUAAGUCCUCGAGCAUCUGAAAUGGACAGUUGUGUAAUUGAAGCUGCAGCUACUUUCCUAGUUGCUUAUUGUUUAAAAAAACGAAAACAGCCUUUUGGAUACCACAGCAUCUUGUACGUACCGUACAGUUGAAUUAAACAAAUCGACUCAUCCUGAUUGCUCAUGAUAUUAUAUUAUUAAAAUGACUUUUCAGUAAAACUAAAACAAACACUAUACCUCGCGAUCCAAAAUACCACCGUACACACCAAACAAACAGCGAUCAAUAGCCGCGUACUGAUUGAGCGAGCAGCCUCGCGAGGCUGCCUCGCGAGGCGAAUCCUCGUUCGGUCAAGACGUGCCUCGCCCGAGGCAAACGCACGCGCUGCCUCGCCCGAGCGUGCCGCGGCCCGAGCCGAGCGUUGUCGGUUUUUGUCGAUGCUCAAAGGCGCCUCAGUACGUUUGCCGCGCUCACUCAAGACGGUAGUAUUUUACCUCGCUUAUUCGUUGCGUGUUAGUUGUGCGUCAUGGAUAAAGAACAGUGUCUUAAAUUAAUACAAAUAGUUGUAUUAAUUUAAGACACUUUUUUUUAUAUGGUGAAUAUAGACGACUUUGGGAUGCGCAAUGUCCAGAUUACAAAAAUGAGGACUAAAUAAGCCAGGAAAUGAACCUUCCAAUAGCUGAAUUAAAGAAAAAAAAUGGACUCUUUACUAGGUUCUUACAGGAGGGAAAUGUCGAGAGAGAAAAAAAGCCGAAUCACAGGAUCAGGUAUUUAUUAUUUAAUGUUUAUGAUUAGGGUUAACAACAUUCAUUUUAUUAUAUCCAAAGUUACACCGGUUUUCAUAUAAUUUCUAAUACUUUUUUUAUUUUAUACUGCAGGUCGUGGUGAAAUAUAUGUUUCGAAUUGGUAUGCCUAUGAAGCCUUCAGUUUUCUGGGAGACAGAAAUCACCCAGGAAAUACACAAGAUACUUUAGGUGAAGAAAAUGCAAGUCUGGAUAAUACUCGAAAUGAUGAUGGUCAUAACGAAGAAAGAAAUGAAACUUCAAACUCGACGAUAACGGAAGAACAUAAACAAAAGUUAACUAGACCUAAAAAGAGAUCCAAAAUGAACGAAAGUGAUGAUCUUACUGAUAACGCCAUAUCUGAAGCAUUAACACUUACAACAAUGUUCAAGCGAUAAUAUAUCGGAAAAAUGAUCCCUAUAAUGUGUAUGGCCAAUAUAUAGGAAAUGAGUUGAGAAAAUAUGAUAAAAUUACAUUAGCAUCCGUAAUAUAUGCAAUAAAUAAAAUUAUCUUUGAUGCAGACAUGGAAACAUACAGUGGUUAUGGUUAUUAUUCUUCCUCAUCGACGCCAUCUACAUAUUCGAUGCCUGCUGCCUCACCAAUGCCUUCUACUUCACCGAUGCCUCUUGCCUCGCCCAUGCCUCCUACCUCACUGAUGCCUCCUACCUCAUCGAUGCCUCCUGCCUCAUUGAUGCCUCCUACUUCACCGAUGCCUCUUGCCUCGCCCAUGCCUCCUGCCUCACUGAUGCCUCCUACCUCACUGAUGCCUCCUACCUCACUGAUGCCUCCUGCCUCAUCGAUGCCUCCUGCCUCAUCGAUGCCUCCUGCCUCAUUGAUGCCUCCUGCCUCAUCAAUGUCUCCUGCCUCAUUGAUGCCUCCUACUUCACCUAUGCCUCUUGCCUCGCCCAUGUCUCCUACCUCACCGAUGCCUGCUGCCUCACCAAUGCCUCCCCCUCCUCCUUCUCCAGAUCCUCAUCAUUAAAUAUUUCUUUGUUUAAUUUUCUUAUAUUAUUUGUCCAAUUUUCUAAAUUGAUUAAUAAAAAAAUAAUAAAAAUAUGUAAUUUUAUUUUACGUUAACAUAAUCCUUUAACACCUCAAUUAUAGCAUCACAGACUUCAGGAACUAUAACCGAUAUCCUUUGUUUUGAUAUACGAAAUAGAUACUGUAGACUGGUAUAAGAAUCUCCUGUAGUCAAAAAUCUCAACGUCACUAAUAAUCUUUCCCUAGCGGAUAUUGCUUCUCGAAAAUUUGUUUCCUUCUUGCUUAUUUUGGCGUUUAUGAGAGAAUACACAUUGUCAAAUUCGAUUUUACUCAUUCGAGUGAAAUUUUUUUUUCGUCAUCGAAGCACAACUCUUCAAACAAUCUGUUCACAGCCUGUAAUCUUUUUUUGUAUAAUCCAAAAACGUUUAGUUUUCUGUUUUCUUUUUUUUUGCAAGCCUUAUGGUAGCGAUAGCUUUCCGAAUGUGCGGCCUCAUGGUGGUCUCGGACAAACUAUACGCACGCUUGGUCAGUACGCGGCUAUUGAGGCACCUUUGAGCGCGUCAAGUUUGCCGACAACGUAGGUACGGCUCGCGGUCGAGCGGUGCUCGGUCGAGGCAAGGUACGCCCGAGGCAGCCCGAGGCACGUCCACAUCAGCCGAGGCAUUGGCUCGCGAGGCUGCCGCUCGAACCUGUGCGCUAGGCGCGGCUAAUGACAUUGCAGCAGUCAUUUCCUUAUUGUCUUAAAACCCUUGCAGAAAAAGUAAAUUUACAACCUAUAUGCGUCAUAUCUAUACAAAUAAAUAAAAAUGAAAUGUCUAUUUGUAAUGUCUAAAUAACAGCUUUUACUAAAUGCAUUAUGAAAAUAUAUACGGUACUUAGAACAAAAACACAAUUUUUUAAAUUUUUGUCUGUUUGCUCCGUUUAAUCUCCAAAAUGGCUGGGCCAAUUUUGACGAGACUUUCACUGGUAUAUAGCUGAUGUUAUAAGGAGUAACUUAGGUUACUUUUACUUUCGGAAAAUAAUGAGGGUUGAGCAUCGAUCACCAAUAAAAAACAAGAUACACAAUCCCAUGCAAAAGUUCUCUAAAAACUGUCGCCAAUUGUUUUUACGUAAUCCUAGUUGAAAUAAAUAUACAUUAAUGUAAAUUCAAUCUUAAAAGAUUUGCUUAAAGUUAUUUUUACAACUGAUAUCGCUUUAAGCGAUUUGUACCUGACAAACCGAACCUAAAAGGAUAUUUUUACACAGUAGGUACAUUACAGACACAGUAAUUUUAUAUUUUGACGAAUAGGUGCAACGUGCAAUAUAAAAUAAACUGAGGAAAAGACAUUGAGUUAUAUUAUGUACUACGUACUAGAGAAGCUAUUCAAAACAAAAAAUGUGCACUACUCUAUGUCUUGGCGCAUGCGCGGGAGAUAGUAGAGUCGCGCAUACGCAGUUGCGCCACCACAGACUAACUAGUAGAUUGGAACCAAACUAAAUGACACACUGUACGUAUGUAGUUCAUUUGAACAUAGUGUAUGUUCAGAAUGCGCAAUCUAGUACGUAGUACAUAUAUAUCGAUGGGAAAAGAGAAGACAAAAAUUACUAAUGGUAGUGAAGCCCUAUGUGUAAAUGUACUGUCUUAUUAUAACUUACAGCCUUGAAGACACAGAAACGACAUUGAAAUGCUUCGGAAAGAUAGACGCCGGCAAUUUUUCCCACUCCCUUGUACGCAUUACGAAAGACGCAGCUUAGUUCGAAUGCGUGGAAUGUAGACAACAAAGAGAUAGAGACUCAUGGAUCGUCUGCGUCUGGUUGUCCGAUGGUGAAAAGAAAAAAAAAGCUAUGAUAUUAUAAAGAAGUUAUACAGAAAAAAAAUUCCAUUAAGUAAAUCAAUAGGUAUAAUUUAAUUAAAUACCCUUACGAAGGAAAAAAAAAUAAAAACAUCUCAAGUUUAAAGUUUUCACAAUUGAUCUUAGGAUAAGACUCGCGCGCUUGCGACAAGUGCACUUUCCAGUGUGCAUGUAUGCGUCUCAAGGUCAAGGUUGGCACGUGUGCGGCGCGAGGGACGGGAGGGGACCAGUCCCUUCUGUUCGACCCUUUGCGUCUCUUUGCAAAUAUUUUAAAUCGUUCCCCAUCAAAUACCAAGGCAGUUUCAAAGUUAUAAGUAGGUAUAUAGGUCAGAUUCUUUGGGUGAAGGAUGACGCUUGUGUUUUGUUUAUUUUUUUUAGCAACCAGUUUUGCAAUGCUUCUGCUUAGAGUUGUGUGAGUGUAUCGUUAGUAAGCGUCUUUUCGAAUUUGUUUUACUUUAUUUUAGUGGGUGCAUACAGUAAAGCUUAAGACUAUUUAUAGUCUGCCUUGUGGCAUGGUGCGAAUGACAGGCCACGCCUAUGAAAUUUCGUAUUUUUUACAUAAACUGUCAUACAGAUAUUGUUGUACUUCAUGGAUGGGUACCGCCCACUUACGAUAGUGAUGUGCCACGCUAAACUAUACCAUGCCAUAACGAAUAACCACAGACUAUCAAAAAUCGGUUUUGAAAUAAAACGAAUAUAUAAAAAUCACGUAAAUACUGAAAAUUACAGAUGAUGGACGCCAUUUUAUUUGAUUAAAUGUCAAUAUGAAUGUUGCAAUCAACAUGAAAUAGAAGCUGAUUUUUAUUUUC
Molecule: messenger RNA, 5513 nt
Organism: Parnassius mnemosyne (clouded apollo)
Lineage: Eukaryota; Metazoa; Arthropoda; Insecta; Lepidoptera; Papilionidae
Source: the annotation of a GenBank genome assembly